Molecule: messenger RNA, 2265 nt
Organism: Mus musculus (house mouse)
Lineage: Eukaryota; Metazoa; Chordata; Mammalia; Rodentia; Muridae
Gene: Hsd17b1
Product: hydroxysteroid (17-beta) dehydrogenase 1
Exons: 5
Coding region: 477-1331 (284 amino acids)
Biological process (GO): bone development; testosterone biosynthetic process; estrogen biosynthetic process
Cellular component (GO): cytosol; cytoplasm
Molecular function (GO): estradiol binding; estradiol 17-beta-dehydrogenase [NAD(P)+] activity; testosterone dehydrogenase (NAD+) activity
Source: RefSeq, a predicted model, not a curated record
AGACCUUUGCCUUUAAUCCCAGUGUUGGUGGGUCAGAGGUAGAUGGAUCGGAGUAUCUACUUGGUUAUCUCAAAACCAAACGAAGUUUCUUGGAUAGAAGUGUUUUCCCCCAUUGCUUCUCAGCCUUUUGGCUAAGAUCAAGUGUAAAAGCGUUUUCCCUGUGGUCAGAUCUGCCUAGCACCGAUCAGUUUGAACCUACCGAUCUAGCUGCUACUACCUAUAGAGCUUGUUACUUGUAGAGCAACCCAUCCCUUGAUCAACUAAGGUAGUUACAAACAGCACCCUUUGGUGCUUUGACCCACACCAGGCUGGGGCAAGCCUUCCAAGGACCCAACUCGGCCUUGAGAUUGCCAGCAGACACAACAAGGGGUGGGGCCGCUGUGGGCAGGAGCAGAGCCAAGCAGAUACUCAGUCCUAGCUUGCCAAUAGGACCCUUCAUGCUCGCUUGCUUGCUCUGAACUUUAGUACUAUUCCACAUGGACCCCACGGUAGUGCUCAUUACCGGUUGCUCCUCUGGAAUCGGCAUGCACUUGGCUGUUCGCCUAGCUUCUGACCGUUCCCAGAGCUUCAAAGUUUAUGCCACAUUGCGGGACCUGAAGGCACAGGGACCAUUGUUGGAGGCCGCCAGGACUCAAGGAUGCCCUCCUGGCUCCUUGGAGAUACUGGAAUUGGAUGUCAGAGACUCCAAAUCUGUGGCUGCUGCCCAGGCAUGCGUGACUGAGGGUCGUGUGGAUGUACUGGGACUGCCAUUCCACGAAGUGUACUGUGCCAGCAAGUUUGCGCUCGAAGGUUUGUGCGAGAGUCUGGCGAUCCUGCUGCCGCUCUUUGGAGUCCAUGUGAGCCUCAUCGAGUGUGGGGCAGUGCACACAGCCUUCUAUGAAAAGCUGGUGGGCGGCCCCGGCGGGGCUCUGGAACGAGCAGAUGCCCAGACCCGCCACCUCUUUGCGCACUACCUGCGUGGUUAUGAGCAAGCCCUGAGCGAGGCGCAGGACCCAGAGGAGGUGACGGAGCUCUUCUUGACUGCAAUGCGAGCCCCGCAGCCCGCGCUGCGCUACUUCUCCACGAACCGCUUCCUACCCCUGGCCCGAAUGCGCACAGAGGAUCCCAGUGGCAGCAGCUAUGUCGCGGCCAUGCACCAAGAAGCCUUCUCUAAUCUGCAGACCCAGGAGAAUGCCAAGGCUGGGGCCCAAGUCCCGGGGGUCUCGGACACGGCCUCCAGCGCCCUCAUUUGCCUCCCUGAAUGUGCAAUCCCUAGGGUGGCAUCUGAAUUGGGGUGGUCUGCAUCGGAUAAACCGGGUCAGGACAAUUCAUGUUACCAGCAAAAGAUCUAAGCCAGCAUCUCUUUUUUCUUAUUUUAGAAUGAGUUUUGUUUUAAGACAGGGUUUCACUAUGUAGCCCUGUGUUGCCAGUAACUCAUAAAGACCCACCUGCCUCUGCCUCCUGCGUGCUGGGACCUUAGAUGUGUGCAACCACACACUUCUCAGAAUCAUUUGAAAUAGUGCCAGCAUCUUCAUGGGUCAAGAUAAGAGGGCUGAUAUCCAAGGUGCUAGGCUAAGGGUUUUUUUUUUCCUUCCAAUAAAUUUAUUUAUUAUUAUUAUCAUGUAUCAUGUGGAGGGGGACACAUUCCAUCGUCGCAGUCACACAGAGUACGGAGAUCAGGUGACAAGUUUGUACUCUCUCCCACUACAAGGUUCAAUGAUUGAACUCAGGUCUUCUGGAUUGAACUGUAAGAGCUUCUAACCCAUAAGCCAGCAAGUUGGGACAGGCUUUAACAACCACCACCGAUUUUUGUUGAAUAGCGUUGAAUAGCUGGCCUUGAAACUGCUAUGUUACUAAGGAUGACUGAAAUGUCUAAUUCUCUGUCCUCUCCUUGUGAAACUAGGGCCAGGCUUGUGGUCCCCACCACUAACACAUAAUCAUGUGUUCCCAUGUAUAUGGGCAGGUGUGUGUGUGUGUGUGUGUGUGUGUGCAUGUGUGGAGAUCCACAGUUAAAGUCAGGAAUCUUGAGUUGCUCCUUAUUUGUUGACCCGGAGUCUCACUGGACUUGGAGCCUAUGAUUCCAGCUUGUCUAGUCUAACACCUUGGCCCCAGGAUCCUAGGUCCCUGUCUGCCUAGUGCUGGCAUUACAAGAGGACACGAAGGGAAGACCUGGGUUCUGGAUAUCUGAAUGGGGUUCUCUGGGCUUUAUCCAUGUGCACCUGAAUCCUUUCUCUUUUUCAUCUGUAUACCCUUCUGAUCUCAUGACCUCCUUAAAAGCUUCAUUGA